Gambusia affinis (western mosquitofish) is the source of this 1292-nucleotide messenger RNA. It is a transcript of the gene ssb, whose product is annotated as small RNA binding exonuclease protection factor La. The record is from RefSeq and is a predicted model, not a curated record. Bases 144 to 1292 code for a protein of 382 amino acids. Gene Ontology annotation, biological process: RNA processing; positive regulation of translation. Gene Ontology annotation, cellular component: cytosol; cytoplasmic stress granule; ribonucleoprotein complex. Gene Ontology annotation, molecular function: RNA binding. The transcript is spliced from 11 exons. Lineage: Eukaryota; Metazoa; Chordata; Actinopteri; Cyprinodontiformes; Poeciliidae.
GGAAAGAAAAUGCGAUGGUAAGGCAUUUUGACCCUUGACACUUUCCGUAACACGCAGUUGAACAACGUGCGCGCAGUGUAGUGAAGACUUUUGGUGUUUUAGAGCUUAAAGUGCGAUUUACUUACACUCAACAUAAGAGAAGGAUGGCUGAAAACCAAGGAGAGAUGUCUCCCAUUGAGAUGAAAGUGGCUCGUCAAGUAGAGUAUUACUUUGGGGAUCACAACCUUCCAAGAGACAAGUUUCUGAAAGAGCAGCUGCAGCUUGAUGAUGGUUGGGUGAUGCUGGAGACCAUGCUUAAAUUCAACAGACUGAAAGCUUUAACUACAGAGAGCAGCGUCGUCAUUUCAGCACUCCAGAAAUCGAAGAGUGGUCUCUUGGAGAUCAGCGAGGACAAGACAAAAAUAAGGAGGUCUCCAGAUAAACCCUUACCAGAACAGAAUGAUGAAUACAAAGACGCAGUGAAACACAGAUCUGUGUACAUUAAAGGUUUUCCUCUUGAAACAACUCUUGAUGAGGUUCAAGAGUGGCUGAACGAGAAAGGCAGCAUAGAGAGCAUUCAGAUGAGAAAAAACGUCCAUCGGCAGUUCAAGGGAUCCGUGUUCCUCUGCUUUGAAACAGAGGAAUCAGCGAAGCAGUUCCUGGAACGGACCGAUGUAAAAACAUUUAAAGACAACGAGAUGCUCGUCUUGUCCAGGGAAGCCUACCAUGCAAAGAAGGCAGAAGAGAGGAAAAACUACAAAGCAGAGACGAAAGCUAAAGCAAAGCAAGAGAAACAGCAGCAGCAGAAAAAUGCUGAGGAAAAAGAAAUGGGUUUGCUUCUGGAUGAACAGACUGGAUGUUUAUUAAAGUUUUCUGGAGAGCUCAAAAAUGUUUCAAGAGAGGACUUCCAUGCCACGUUCUCUGGGCACGGAAAGAUCAAGUGGGUUGACUUCACAAGAGGAGCCAACGAGGGUACACUUCUGUUUGAUGGGAACGCAAAAGAAGCCUUUGAGAAAGCCAAAGAGUCAAACGAAGGGGAGCUGAAAAUGAAGGGCAGCAGCGUUACAUGGCAGGUGCUGGAGGGAGACGAAGAGAAAGAGAUGCUGAAGAAGAUCAUCGAAGCCCAACAGGAAUCGUACAAUCGAUCAAAAGGCAGAGGUGGGAGAGGAAGAUCCGGCGGCAGAGGAAGAGGAGGCCGAAGGGGAAGAGGUGGCAGAGAUCAAGGCAGGACUCAGUUCCAGGGAAAGAAAACAAAAUUCAAUAGUGAUAAUGAGGAUGACGAUGAGGGUGAGGAAGGUAAGUGUAAAUAUUGA